CUCAAAUUUGCAAAAUGAAGAAAGAGAAGGCACCAAUUCCGCGCACGUUGGAACGAUUAUAAAGCCAAAGUUCAUGCCUCACAAUCACAAUCACAAUAAUAAUCGAGACCACCUUCAUCUUCAUCCUCGAUUCACAAAACACUGUAAGAAAAAAUGAGCUCUGAGCUGAUUCACAGAGCACAAACAAGAGAACCCCAACCCCACCACAAUCGCACCUCAAAUUCGCCGCGUGUUUCUAAUUCAGCGCCAAAAUCAGCGAACCGGAUCGGCUACAUGUUUCGCGAGCGAGUGCCGUUCCUCCUCAUCGGCGUGGCCAUCGCCACUUUCUUCUUCCACCUUCUCCCCUCUCGAUCUGCGUCCAUAGUGGCUGCCACCCAACAUGACUCGUUCCUUGAAACCGAGUUGGCUCUGCCGACUCGGCGAGUUCUUUUGGAGGAGAAGAAGGGAAGGGUCCCUUUGGGGUUGAAAAGCAAGAAGCCGAAGAGGAUACUGGUUACCGGUGGAGCAGGUUUCGUUGGAAGCCACCUUGUGGACCGUUUGAUGGAAAGAGGUGACAGCGUGAUCGUUGUGGAUAACUUCUUCACGGGAAGGAAAGAGAACGUGCUCCACCACAUGGGUAACCCCAACUUCGAACUCAUUCGCCACGACGUCGUUGAACCCAUUCUCCUUGAGGUUGACCAGAUCUACCACUUGGCGUGCCCCGCUUCCCCUGUCCAUUACAAGUUCAAUCCUGUCAAGACUAUCAAGACCAAUGUGGUGGGGACGCUCAACAUGUUGGGAUUGGCAAAGAGAGUCGGUGCUCGUUUUUUGCUUACUAGCACUAGUGAGGUUUAUGGUGAUCCACUUCAACACCCUCAGGCUGAGACAUACUGGGGCAACGUUAAUCCCAUUGGUGUAAGAAGCUGUUAUGAUGAGGGAAAGCGCACUGCAGAGACAUUGACCAUGGACUAUCACAGAGGCGCUGGUAUUGAGGUGAGGAUUGCUAGAAUCUUCAACACAUAUGGACCUAGAAUGUGCAUUGACGAUGGGCGUGUGGUCAGUAACUUCGUUGCUCAGGCGUUGAGGAAGGAGCCUUUGACUGUGUACGGCGAUGGAAAACAGACAAGAAGCUUCCAAUAUGUUUCUGACUUGGUAGAAGGCCUAAUGCGGCUGAUGGAAGGUGAGCAUGUUGGUCCUUUCAAUCUUGGCAACCCUGGUGAAUUCACCAUGCUUGAACUUGCUCAGGUGGUACAAGAAACCAUAGACCCAAAUGCGAAGAUAGAGUUUAGACCUAACACAGAGGAUGACCCACAUAAAAGGAAGCCAGACAUCUCCAAAGCAAAAGAGCUUCUUGGGUGGCAGCCCUCUGUGUCCCUCCGUGAGGGACUUCCUCUAAUGGUCACUGAUUUCCGCCAAAGAUUAUUCGGUGAUUCAAAAGCCACUGGGACCAAAGGUGCAUCUGCAUCGUAGAUAAACAGUGAGGUAGAAACCAUAAUUAAAAGAAGAAACUUCGUGAAAAUAAACCUAUAUAUAACAAAAAUUAGCUCAUUUUGAAUUAUGUUAGAUAUCUAUGUAUUAGUCAUUUGAUGAGAUUUGUAUACGUCUGGCAGCGAAUUAAUAAACAGUAUCCCUACUAUGGGAAUAAGAUAUAUUUUUUGUUGUUGUAUUUAUAUCGUGUUUUACAAUCAUAUAUUGCGGAAUGAAUUUCCUUUU
Molecule: messenger RNA, 1692 nt
Organism: Abrus precatorius (Indian licorice)
Lineage: Eukaryota; Viridiplantae; Streptophyta; Magnoliopsida; Fabales; Fabaceae
Product: UDP-glucuronic acid decarboxylase 2-like
Exons: 7
Coding region: 154-1449 (431 amino acids)
Biological process (GO): D-xylose metabolic process
Cellular component (GO): cytoplasm
Molecular function (GO): UDP-glucuronate decarboxylase activity; NAD+ binding
Source: RefSeq, a predicted model, not a curated record